Molecule: messenger RNA, 5909 nt
Organism: Bactrocera neohumeralis
Lineage: Eukaryota; Metazoa; Arthropoda; Insecta; Diptera; Tephritidae
Gene: beat-IIIc
Product: transcriptional regulator ovo
Exons: 6
Coding region: 777-2342 (521 amino acids)
Source: RefSeq, a predicted model, not a curated record
AGGAAAUUCAGUCAUUACAGACGCGCGCGCUAAGAAGGUUCGUUACAUACGGAUAUUCACUGUCAGAGAGUAAUUCAAAUCUUUCAAAUUCAAAUAACUGUGUAAAAAGCAGCUAUAAAAAAAAUUUACAAGUGUAUUUGUGCGUUGUCGGGUUUGGCAUGAACCAUAGUUAAUCGCCGUUGAUUGACAGUUUGCCAAUUUGAAAUCGAAAGUGCUGUUCGCAACCAUUGCCACAUUGAGCUUUGGCUAUAAUUAACGGUUACACUGGUUAACGGAGCCGUAUAAAUUGAAAGGAAAUAUUUUUGGAAAUACAAAAAAUAACGGUAAAACAUAACACCUUUAAAGGGGAUUAAGUGUAUGGUUUAGUUAAAAAAGCAAAAUUUUAAUGAGAUUCCAAACUACACAUGUACCUACAAAUCUCCGACCCAAUUUUGGCUUCAAUUGGAAUGUUUUGAGUGCUUUGCUAACAGCAUAAACCGUUAAAGUGAUUUUUACUGCCAAAAACGGAAACAACAUAAAAGGAAACAAACGUAAACAAUUAUUGCCGUUUGUUCUUUUCAAUUUAAAAUCAACAGUAAAUGUGUGCAUUUUAGUAGUGUUAAUAACAGUUAAUUGAAAAAGUGAUCGUUUCUUGAUUUUUCAGUGUCACGACACCAACCACUUUAUUGUCCUCUUGGAAUGCUAUCAAAUUACAACAAAAUUGCCUGAGUUCUUAAUUGUGGCGAUUUCAGCACUGCACUGAAUAUUUUCGUAAGUUCUACAAAAAAGCACUCACAAUGUGGCACUGGCUGGAAAUUGCAUUGAUAUUCCUCAUCUUUCAAGAUUACACACAAAGUUUGCGGCUGGUCGAAGUGCGAAUACCAAAUUACGUGGUUAAGGGUUCAUCAGCACAACUGGAAUGCCUCUAUGAUUUGGACGGUGAGUCGCUGUACUCGGUGAAGUGGUACAAGGACGGCAACGAAUUCUAUCGAUACGUGCCACGAGACAUGCCACCAGCACAAACGUUUCUGCUGCCGGGUGUAGCAGUUGAGAUUCACAACUCCAGCGAUGCCAUAGUUACGCUGCACAAUGUCAACCUACAGUCGGCGGGUCGCUUCCGCUGUGAAGUUUCCGGUGAAGCGCCUUCUUUUCAGACAGUCACUGAACAUGGCGAUAUGGUUGUGGUCUCUCUACCUGAUCAGGGCCCACCGAAAAUUACUGGUGGCCGUCCACGCUACCAAGUCGGCGACUGGGUGCGCGUAAACUGUACAGUUGGCCGCUCAAAGCCAGCCGUUGAUCUGUCAUGGUUCGUUAAUGGUGAACCAGUUGAACCGCGUACUUUGAGAAAAUAUCCCUCAGUUAUAUCUGGACGUGAAGGCUUGGAAACUUCCAUCUUAGGCUUGCAGUUUCGAGUUGAACAGCAUCAUUUUCGAAACAGCGAUAUGAAACUAAAGUGCGUUGCAUCGCUGUCCACUUUGUAUUGGCGCAGCAACGAAGAGUCCGUCGAGGGCGAUCGCCCGCAAAAAGCGCCCGUCUUAGAGUCGCGCGAAACCGUUUACGCCAGCAAUUCGCGCGCCGAUCCAGUGCAAGGUAUGUCACUCCGGGAAAUAUUUGUUACCAAAAUCUUAUCGUUUUUCAUUCAACCAAAUGCAGCCAGCAAAACGGACUCACAUCUAGUGGCGCAUGCGCCCAGUUUGUUGCUGUUGCUGCUGGUGGCGACGGCCGUUGCCAGCGGCUGCCUCGAACAGUUGCACAUGUGGCAGCAGUUGUUCACCAAGCAGCCAACGCUGCGCCUGCACGACAAUUGUAUGCAACAGCAACAACAACAACAAAAACGAAAAGACAUCGAAAACUGCGCGGAACAGCAAAAUGAACAAGUAACAACGCAGCAAGAGCGACAUGAACAACAACAACGAAAGACGGAGAAGCAAUUAAUGCAAUGGCAGCAGCAGCAGCAACAGCUUGUAAAACGAAUUGUUGCCGGCGAAAUCAAUCAGUUGAUGAGCACAGAAUACCAAGCUAUAAUACCACUGUUCCAAAGCCAGCGCCAGCAGCAGCAACAACAACAUAGCCAACACUGGCAACAACAACCAGCGGAGAAUCAAGUGUGCCGACAGCAUUGGCAUGUUAAUGAGAACAAUGAAGGCGUGGCACGGAAAUGCAAAAGCGCGUACGAAUUGGAAUUUGUUAAUUUAUGUGCGGAAAUGCUGCCGGCAUUGACAGCGAUGACAACAACAUCCGCCGCGGCGACAUAUGCCACUUUCGCCGCUGCUCAUUGCGACGCGGAUGCAGUGGAUUCCGCCGAUGUUGUCACAGCUGUCGCCGCCGCAUUGCCAAUUAAACGAUUGCUGGCUGUGAGGUAACUGCGCUGCGCAGCGGUGAAAGAAGUGUAAGCGAAAAAAAGGCUUCUCUACCAUAACUGGACUGUCGCGUCGCAAUGCUGCAGGGUAACGAGCCAUGCAACUGAGCUAUUGGCCAAAUACAAGAACAAGCGAAAGAAGGACAAAAAUGAAAAGUGUAAAUUUAAUUUCAAUAAAUUCGAAGGACAGCAGUCGAAUGGAAACUGCUGCCGAUGACGCUUUGGAUUUCAAAUUACAAUUACGGCAAAAAAAAAUUGAAAACUUCCUUUGAAACCAAUUUGCGUAAAUAAAAUGCAGUAAAUGAAAAUCCAACAAAUUAAUUAUUUAAAGCAAAAUUUUUUGAAAAAUGUGAAAUGACCAAAAUUAAAAUUAUGUAUAAUAUGGAGAAUACAAAUCAAAAGUGCACGCUUGUGAGUUUAUAGUAUAGGUGUACCGGUGUGUGUGAGUGAAUGUGAUUUAAAUGUUGGUGUGUGUUUGCAAACGUGUAAGAUCAAUUCGAAAUCAGUUGGAAAAAGCGCAAAUGCUUAUAAGUAUGUAUAUGUGAAUAUAAAUGAAAAGCAACUACUGAAUUUUUAUUAAAUUUAUUUAAAAUGAAUGGAAAACAUUUAAACUAGUUGUAAUUCAAUUACCAUAAAGCUAGAAUUAGACUCAAUGUCUAGUCUAAAUGAACAAUGAACAUUUACAUACAUAACAUACAAAUUACUGUUAAAUGUAAUUAGUUAGCAAAAAAUAAAAAUUAAACAAAAAUAGAAUUGUUAUAUUUGUUAAGAGGCGGUGAGGUGCAACGAAAUGUGGACGGAGCCAAUUGAGGGAAUUUGUAAGUGUUCAUUCGAAAAUUAAAAGUUUAUUACAAAGUUACACAAGGAAAAUAUCUCCGACCCUUGAGAGUAGUGCUGAAUUCGAUUUGACUGAGUUUAUUAAUAAUUUCCCUAUCUUCACUUAUUUCGAGUAAACGUAAAAAUUAGCGAGCAGCUAACAUUCGCAACAAUCUUCUGAAAACAUAUCUUAUUUGUGUGUUUGCUAGUAUCAGCCAGUCCAAAAACUGAUUAUGAUUUUAUUACACAACAUACCAUAGUGGCAACCGACGAGUGUUUAUCGAAGUUUAUAGUGAUUUUCCAAUUUUUCAAAAUUGGCCUAAUAUUCACGGAAGUUGCUUUUUGUCGCUGAAUUUGCUUCCAGUGACCAAUAACGUUCGGCCGAAAGCCACCAAAAAGUCAUUGAAAGCAAAAUUCGUGCAAUUCGGUAUUACCGUGUGAAUUAUUUAGAAUCUCGGAGAAGGUCCUUUAAAUUUUAUUGGCAACAAAAUAGUUCCUAUACUUUAUGAGAUACUCUGUAUUGUAUUUGCACAAGUUCGUAACAUGCAAUUUCCUCCUCCAGCAAUUAAUAAAAUCUUCAAUAAACUCUCUUGAACUAUUCACGCUGAGUUUUGAGUUUAAUAAAAUAGAGUAAAAAAGGAAUCUGUAACUAUUCUAACAAUUGUGAACUAUGACAUAGAAGAAAAAUACUAGAAACACAGUAGCUCCAUUUUUCUUCCAUGUUAUAACCUAUAAUCUCUCUACGUAACUCAAACAUGUUUGACCAAUUUUGUUUGUAAUUGCUUAACAAUUUCGAUUGUUAUCCGUUAAGAACCAACAGAAUACUAUCUUAUGUGUAGUUGUGCCACUUGCCUCCGAAACAAAUAGAAGCGAAUAAAAGCAAAUAAAAGAAGAAAAUAUGAAAUUACUUGAAAGUCUUUUAGUUUCCUCUUAAUUCUAAAUGAUUUUAUCUACAAUACCUUCUUUGAAUGAUUCUGUAUAUUAUUCUACCAAACUUAGCAGAAUAACACGGAAAUUUCUAAAAAUGUGUAUGGCGCUCAGUAAAUUUACUACUCAAGAACGAUGACAUUUCAGUUGCACGUCGUCAAAUUCUUUGAAAUUUAAAAAACGACAUUUUUGUAAAUAUAUACACACAUUUAACUACAUACAAGUAUAUAUUAUACAUAUGUAUAUUAUUAUACAUAUAUGACAGUAUGUAAUUUUACAUACAAAAGCAUAUACUUAGUAUAUGUGUACCAUAUAUGCAUAGCUAAUAAGAAAUUGAUUACAAUUUAGUACUAGCGUUAAAAAUCAAAAUCAAACUCCAUUACUGUUGACUAAUGAAAGAAAGUCUUAAACUUCAACACAAACAUAUCGAACAUUUUAUGAAUUGCCAAAGUUUUUACUAAUAUAAAUAUGCUGAUAGUGAGUAUAAUUACGAUAAUGAACAUUUUUUGCCACGUAACAAUGUAGUGAAUAAUAUAAAUAUUUUUGGAUAAAGAGUUUAUUUUUCAAAUUUUCUUAUGUAUUUGUGAAGUUAUGAUUAAAGAUUGAACUUCGUAGGUGCGCUGUGUAUUCUAUGCAAUUAUUUGAGUCGAGUAAAAAACUACUUUCAUAAUUUAAUAAGGAAGAUUUCUUUAUAACAAUAAAACAUUCCAGGACAUUUGCCAAAUCAACAGUGAUAAGUAAUAUUACACACAAGCCAACACCCACAUACAUACACUUGUAAAUGCAGCAUUUAAGAAAUAUACUAGUAUAUAACAGGCAGAAAAUAUUAAAAUUAAAUCAACAAACGGUAAUAAUUUGCAACUUCUUCACGCAGUCAAUCAAAUCAGCUGUAUUGCUCAAUUAUGGCGAGCGUCUAAGACAGUUCACUUUGUAAAUUUAUUGCAUUUAUUUAUUAUUGUUAUUGGUAACAGUAAUAACGUGUGGUCUUUUGGUUAAAGGAAAAAUAAAAUGUUGCAUUUAACGCAUUUCAACUGUAAAUAUAUGUUUUGUAACUUUACUUAAAUUUAAUACUUAAAAAAUUUUAAAUCACAUACAGACUAAUAUACAUACAAACAUGAUAUAUAUGUACGUACAUGUAUUUACGUCAUACAUAAACAUUUAGUUAGUAGAAGGUUGACUGUUGUAAAUACGUACGUAGUUGAGGUGUGGCAAUAUAAAAAUGUGUAACCAGCUCCGCAGGGGCGUUUUAAUUAAGAAAACAAAAAAAAAAAAAAUCAAAAUGAAAUCAAACUCCAAAUGUGCGCCAAUCUAACCAAAAAUUAAUGCUAAGUACUCGUACAGUCCAAAUUUUCUAUUUAUAAGCCAAUACAUGUCAGAGGAAUAAGGAAAAAAAUCAAAAUUUCAGAUAUCUUUGAAAAGUUUAACUAAUAUGUCCGAGCUCAAUUAAGCGCUAAACUAAAUAUUAAAAACAAAAAAACAACAACAACAAGCAUAUACAUGAAAUGUGUUUUGAAUAUAAUUAACUAACUAAGCAUUCGUAACUGUAAAAUAAAUAUUGUGUAUUUACUUGCAAAUUUAACAAAUUAAAUUAAAAAUGCCAUAACUAUAUAAAGUAAUAAUAACGAAUUCAAAAACUAACAAAAUCAAUAAUAAAAACUAUUUAAAAUGUAUUAUAUGUAUUUAGUUAAGUGCGGUAAUUGAUAUAUUGUAAAUAUUUGUCAUUAUGACUACUGUAAUUCAAUGUAUGGGCAGGAAAUGGUGUGAAAACAAAAGAAUUAUUAAGUCAAAUAUACAUAAAUUAUAAUAAUAAAUAUUUGUUUGACGAUGA